Lactuca saligna is the source of this 498-nucleotide messenger RNA. Lineage: Eukaryota; Viridiplantae; Streptophyta; Magnoliopsida; Asterales; Asteraceae. The record is from the annotation of a GenBank genome assembly.
AUGAUGAUGUCUCUGGAACGUUUAGGAAACAUGUUUAAUAUCUUUUUGGAAGCGCUUGCACCUACCUCGAUAUUUUGGUUAAGUACACUGUUGGCAACAAUUGCGUGUAAUAUUCCUUCUUUUGCUCAUAUAUCGUUGGAAAGAUCUUCUAAUCUUAUGGAUCAUCAUGGUUUAGCCCCAUCAAGACCAGAGACGUUGACCACUGCGUUCAUUUUGCUUAGUUUCUCUAUUUCUCUCUUUCUGUCGACGACCAAACCUCCUCCGGUCAUUCCCAUUCGCCGGCAACUAGCAGUUUUCACCUCCGAUUCAGGGGUAUUUUUCCCGGUUGUAGCCUUCAUAGCAUUAACCAUCGUCAACCCUUCACCACCACUGGCCUCUACAGCUACCUCUACAGCUACAUAUACCAGUUAUUUUGAGAUUUCACGGGUGGGUCAAUGGUGUUCUUUACAAUGACAAUAAUGGGAGUGGUUCUUUACAGUGAGGCAAAGAAGAGGUCGA